AUGCGCUGCGCUAUCCGGAUCUGCUCCUCCUCCGUCAGCUGCGUGGCCAGCCGCGUCUGGCUCGGCGUGGGGUGGUACACAGGCACGGGCACCUGCUCCUGCAAGCAACAUGGUUCCUAUGACUUUACAAGUUCUCCCAAGCUGGAAUCAGCUAUGGGUAUGUUUGAGUCUCGGGUUCCCUCCCGGCACAGCCACCCGACGUGUCUGACACAGCCCAUUAAAGCAGGAAUUUAUGGUCGCCAGCUGGGGGCUUCUACAGUUUCACAUUCUAGACAAGAACCUCUUGUCAGAGGAGUAACUGGGGAGAGGUUCGGGCCGCCCAGCGCCGGAGCGGCGGCGGCGGGGAGGCGGCGGCCCCCGGGGCGGUGCGGGCCGGCCCCCGGGCGAGCGGCCCCGCGACCCCCGGCAGCCGCGGCGGGGCCCCGCUGCCCCCGGCCCCGCUGCCGCCCCCUCCCCUACCUGAUAUGGCGGCGGCGGCUCCUGAUCCGGCUCAGCCCCGUCUCCGUAGCUAGCUCUGUCCGACUGGGACUCGUGGAGCAGCGAGAUGUCAUCCGAGGUGGGGGACUUGAGGCAGUUCCCCAUCUUCCCGGGGGGAGCGCGGCCCCCCCUCCGCCUCCUCCCGCUCCGGAUCCGCGCCCUCAGCCUCCCCGCCGCAGCGCGCAGCCCGCAGCCGCCCCGCCGGGGAGGCUCAUGCCAGCCCCGGCCCUAAGCGGCUUAGCAGCUGCAGCCCGGCCGCCUCCCGCUCUCGCUCCGCAGCCGCCCCGACCCCCGAGCCAGGGGGGCGGCAGGACGGGCCUCCCACCCCCCGUGGGGCAGCGGGCUCCGGUGGGUCCGCCCGCCCCGCGGCUGCCCGGCGCGGUUCUGCUUCCCGGUCACCAGCUCCCUGCGCACUGGGCUUUGUCGCACGGGCCGCCCUGGCUCCUCCUCUCACCCCUCCCCGCCGGGCCCGGGGAGCAGCCGCGGGGCCUCGCCGGGCUCCGCGCCCCCCGGCCCCGCCGCGGGGACAGCCCUGCCCGCCCCCGACGGAACGAGGCGGGACAGGACGGGCUGGGGGACCCAGCCGCCUGCUGGGCUCCCCCGGCCCCAAAAUGGUGGGAGCCGCUUCGCUCCGCCCCCGAGCGCGGUGUUUGUUUGUGUUCCGGGCAUGGCGGAGCCGGCGGCCGCUCGGGCCCGGCGGGGCGGGACAGGGCGGGAUGGCAGCGGGACCCCCGCACCACCCGGCCCGCCCCGCCGAGGGCUUUGUGCGGGGCCCAGGCACCUUCCCAAGGGCUCCCCCCGGGCGGGUCCCCUGGCAGGGAAGGGUUUCCCCGUGCUGGUCGCUGGCGUGACCCGAGGAGCACGGUCAAUGUAGGCACAGGGCAUUUGAAGCCCAGAGUGGAGCAAAAUCAGCAUAGGUACAGGAUGCUUGGAAUCUGGUCAUGUUUGAAAAAAUGCAGACUUCUCAAGUGCCAGAAGAGACCUGCUUUUCAUGGUGGACUCACAGAGACUGAAGAGGAAGCAGAGGUUCAUGUUUGGCCUUGCACCAAGACAGACUGCACCUGUGAGAGCUCGGAAGAGGAAGAGCUACUACCAGUCAUGCCUGGAUUCUUGGAAGUAGGGGUGGUUGAAGGCACUGCUUUUGCCAGCCAUUCACUCCUGUUUUGUCAGAUAGGUCAUUAAUAGUGGCUUUGCACCGCUGGCUCAAAAGCUGUACAAAGGUCCAGGAGAUGGAAAAUGGAAAUAUUUUAGUGUUCACAAAUGUUUUUUAAUAUCCUUGCAUAUGCUAAGGUGUAGCUGUGAGCCUGCUCCUUUUGCUACCACGCUUUUUGCAGGUUGGGGACAAGGAAGCAGAGGGAUGGGUCCUCAGAGGAUGGGAUUUAUGAGUAUGGUUUCUGUGUUUUAGCAGAAGCACAGGGCAGUUUAACUUCAGUUCUCUUUGGUUUUUUACUUCCUCUACUUAGUUUGGAGAAGAAGUAAUAGUCAGAAUGGAUUUUCUAGGGCCUUAAAAUGCUCCUAUAGAGGAAGAAAGAUUCAUGUUGUGGCUUAGGGCUGCACAAAUACUACAGAUGGAAAAGAUCAUGCAAAUACAAAAUUUAUGUCAGACUAAUAUCAAUACAGAACUGGCCACACAAGUCAAUGAAACUUUUUCUCACCUCUAGACAUUUAAACAGUUGGCUGUAAUCUGUUGUCAGAGUGGAAAUGUUUAUGUUCUGAAGUUUGCCAGCGUUCAGAAUUCAUGUUCUGGUACACUUCAAUACAACAAUGUCACACAUGGGUCUGUCCUCACCACCUUCUGGCAGCUACCAUCUUCUCAGUGAAAUCCAUCUUUCAAAACAGAAUGGAAAUUCAAGAAAAAGAGCUUUAAACUGCAGACGAAGUUUAUAUUUUAUUUUAUAGGUUUUUGAUAUGAGAGGAGGCAAGUGACGUAUUGGUGUAUUCUUGAGGCUCAUACGAGAUAGACAGAGAUGAAGAACUGUUUUACUGAAAAAUUCAUUUCCUUUUGAGUUAAAAAUCUGAAAUCCUCUGAGGACAUAAAAAGUCCUUCUUGUUAGGAGUUCCUCUACAAAAUUGACGUCAUAAAUUGCCUAAUUUUUAAAUGAAAGACCCUUUGAUAACAGCAUUUUAUGUGAUCCAUGUUCAUGUUAUUGUUGGACAACAUUUUGGAUAUAUUUAAUAUGUCUUGCUUAACAAAAGUUUUUGAAAGACCUUUUCUGUCCUUAGCAUGGAAAAGUUUUUUCACUUCCUUUUCUUCCAUCAAGCUUAUUUUCCCAGCACUUAUCAUCUCUCAUUAGGUCUUAUCUUUCUUCUGGAUAGGAUUGUUUUCCCAAUUCAUGCACAGAAGCCCAGUUAUUUCUGAGUGCAGUCUUUCCAUGCCAUGGUACCCAGAGGUUCAGAGAUAACUCUGUUUGCUCGGGUAAUGUUGGUGAAUAGAACACAAUGCAAUUUUAAAACCUUUUUCUGGAAGGAAUAAAAAAAGGACUUUGUAUACCUCUGGAGAAUGGAAGUAAAUUACAUUCUUCCAUUAUGUAUGUGAAUCUGAUUAUGAGGAUGGUGGAAUUAAUUUAUCUGGUUAUAAAGAACAUGCCAUCUUCUAAAAUGCACAUGAUUAUUUUUAGUUUUGUUGAUUUUAGCUGAACUGUAGAUGUUUCUCAGUGUAUGUUACAACUGCAUAUUGCUUUCUGAGACAGAGUGAAUGCAGCACUAGAAAGCAAUUAUGGAACUAAUAUAUUUCCCUGAAAUGUACUUUGUGAUGCAGGAUUUUACUCAUGUUUCUAAAAAUUACUUAAACUUCUGCCUAAAUUAUCCUGGUAUCACAAAUAUCCCACUUAUAUCAAUUUAUCCCAAAGAUACCAUCUUGGUGAGGGGAAGUAUUCCAUGACUGGCAAGAAUAACUUGCCUUCCAUAAUAACAGUUUUCCCCAGGUCCAAAAUGUUUUUUCAGCCAGGAGUGUAAUGCCUGCCUAUUCUGGGCACCUACACUGUGAGCCACAAAGAACAGAAAGAACAUGUAUUUUGGGACUAAAACACCCAAGCAACAAAGCAGACAGUCACCAUACAAAGGUAACCUCUUCAAACAAACCCUCUGUCACCCAGCUUCCUGGGGAAUUUUGUGUAGGAAUAAUUUUUUUUCUCCUUGUACCACAUGUUGCCAUAGUCUCAACUUCAAGAAUGAUCAGAGACCUAUAAAACAUGAUCUAAGGGGGAAGAUUGAAAGAAUUGGGGUGGUUUAGUCUGAAGAAAAGGAGGGUGUUGGGAAAAAUGGUAAUGAUCUUUCAAAGAUAUAAAAUGUUUCUCUGCAGAGAGAAGGAAUCCGUUUUUCUUUAUGUUCAGUUGGUCUAGGGCAAGAGGUGAUGGACUUGGAGAUUUAACGUAGAUAUUAGGAAAUUAUUUCAAACUGAAAAUGUAGUUUGGCAGUGAAAAUGAUUAUCUGGGAAUCUCAUUUGCUGAAGGCUUUGAAAGGCAGAUUAGGUCACAUGUUUCAGGAAUGGUUUUAGUUGCAGUAGAUUAUAUGGAGAUAACCCCAAAAGGUUCCUGGCUGGUUUAUGAUGUUUUGUUUCUCUCAGGUGAUUUACAGCAGAUGCUUUACUGCUCUGUUAUUUUGAUUCUCAUUCUUAUAUCCUCAGAAAAUGCCAGUAAGAAAAUAUGUCAGUAGUUUAAAAAUUGGGUAAGUAGGAUGUGUGGGGAUGUUUCCAAUAGCAGAGUACUAAGAACUCACAGUUCCUGCAGGAAAGCUGGUGUGCUUGAGCAGAGUGUGACAUGCUGACAUGUCACAUUCAGCAUGUGUGACAUCCAGCCUGUCCUGACAUGCUUUGGGACACAAGUAUUGGGCUGGCUUUCAACAAGUGGUGAUUAGGCAAUACACAGAUAUCUAUGUUUUAAAUAUUAAUUGGAGCUUCACUUUUUGCUGUGUUCGAGUAUUUCCUGAAUUUGAAAGGAGUGAACUCUAUCCACAGUUCACCAGGCCAGUUUGUUAGACAUCUUGUUCCUCCAGUUCUCUGCAACAGUAAGGCAGUAUCCAAAGUGUUUGUAAUUCCUUGAAACAGAGUUGAAGUAUUAAUUGUUCUAGUUAAAUAUGCAUUCUGCUGCAAAAUUUAAACCACCUCUUGUUCGCCUUCUCCCUACUCUUCCUGUUUUUCUCAUUUUCACCAUUCUUCCUGUAGCCUAAAAUCUCUGGGUUUUUCCUGUAGGUAACUGUAGGUCUUCUGCAAUAAAAUAGUGAUAAAAUGACAUUUGAAUAAACUCAUGAGAGAACCUAGGGAGUGUGACCUGUCAACUCUGGUUGACAAAGACAGCUCUGCCCAAGUCCAAGAUCACCUAUGUCUUUGUCAUUCCUUGACAGAAAACUGUUCUGGAUACUGAAUGAUUGCUACAUUGCACUGUGUUCUAAUCCCUUACUGUUUCAGAAAAUUUCCUGAUAUUUCUGUAAGUCAGACUCUUUAUUAUGUAUUCUGUUUGUAUUGUUAAAGCAAUUUUAUGUAUCUGAAAACUGUUACAAUGCUUUGUUUCAGUUUUUCCUUAUGGAUCGGGAUUUGUAAAGCUCUGAGAUGUUUCACUGUCCUGCAGCCUCCUUCUUUGGUCACUUUUCCAGUAGGCAUGGCACCCCAAGCUGCACAGAGUGAUCCAGUUAAAACCUCAGUGUUUAAUAAAGGAAUAUAUUUAGUGUGUACAAAAAUGCCAUUGAUCAAAUGUAGUGUCCUUCCUUUUCCUAACACACCGUUGCCUGCAGUUUGUAGCUCCUGUCACUCCCUAUCCAUCUCCAUGUAAUUCCUGCCUACUCAGAUUUUCUUAUUUUAUGCUUCUCCAGAUGAUUAUUCUGAAGGGUUCUAUUUUGCACUUCCUGUUGAAGCUCUGGUCUGUGACAGCUUAGCUGGCUGAAUUGCAGCAGACAAGUUACUGGAGACUGAACAGAAGGAAUGUGAGAAGGAACCAUUGAAGAUUUUGUACUAGAAGUAUCAGAAUUCUACAUUUUUGAUGAAUGGCAUCUUUGAUGAAUUGUCUGAACCAGUGCAAAACCUUUGAGAAAAAUGUGUAUUCUAAACUGUUACCUCAGUCUUCUCCUUAAGGAAGAGAAUAUUAAAACUUUAACAAUACACAGGACUACAAUUUUUCCCUGAGAGCAAAUUCUGCUGGAACCAGCAUGUGCAAUCAAAAUCUUUCUUAGUGUGAAGUGAAGCCAUGAAAGGAUCUUUGCAGCUUCUUUCUGUGGAAGUUGUUUCUUCCUCAGGAGACAGGGAACAGCAGAUGCUGAUUGACCCCUCAAGGGAAGAGCAGAUGAAGUGGGAACAGCUACUUAGAACUCCCUGCACUUAAAUACUAAAGCAUGAACAGUUCAGCAAGAGGAGUACAGACAGAUAUUAGUGUGGUGUGAAGUCUAGAGGAGCUGCAGCCUAGGAAAAGAAAAUGAAGAUGUAAACCUUGGCAUGAAAGGGUGUUGGAAAGCAAGGAUUUAUUCCAGCAGUGUUGGGAGGGAAUAAGGGCUGCUCCACCAGGUGAGUGCAUUGUAGUACAGAACAAGGACAGGUCUUGAUGUAAAGGACAGACUAUUGUCUUAUUCUCAGCAGAAGGCUCUAGAAAAAGUAAUUCUUGGUAAAAGCAAAGUCGCUGAAGGAGUAGAAGAAAAGGGUAUCAUUCAGUGAUACUUCUUGGAUUGGAUUGUAUUAUAAAUUACCAUAUAAAUUACCAGUUUAUAAAUAUAAAUUGUUUAUGCCCAUAUGAGAAGGAAGGGAACUGAUUACAUCAAGAAGAGCAAUUUGUUGUACCUUCCCUUGCUUAGGUACAAUAAAAUGUUCAGAUGCAGAGGGUUCCUUGCUAAAAGUUGCAGAGUAGUAUUUAUCUCUCAUAGAUUUUUUUCAAGAAGAUACAGCAGAACUGGAAACUCGAAGUUUGAGUGUAAACCUGCAGUAAUCCACUGUCAGAAGAAUUGUGUAGGUGUAUAAAACUGAUUUCAAAGGGAAUGAAGAGGUGUGACUUGUGAAUUGCUACUUUUUAAAGAUAAAAAAUUAGUUCACAUGUAGGUCAUGUUAAAAAAAGAAAGUAAUUUUUUGUCCUUAUCUCUUUAUUAUGCACAUUUUUAUAGAUUUUUUUGGUUGCCUGUAGCCUUUCUUCUAUUUUAAAUAUUCUCAAAAUUUUAUUGAGAUAAAAAUGUUAAGAGAUGUAAUAAUACUGAUAUAUCAAGUGAUUUAGCAUUAGAAAAGACAGAUUUUCAGUGGCCAUUUGAAAACAAGGCUUGAUGUGUUAUGUCAAUCCAAAAUUAAAUCUAUGCAGUUGAGCCUUGAGCACUUGUGUUUGUAAUGUAUUGUUCUUUUAAAGCUGUCUCUGUCUUGUGUCCCUUCCUCUCCAGCCCAGUCCCUUUGUCCUGAGCUGUGCUGUGACCCCAUUGCACCAUUCACCUCCAGAGGAUCCACUUCCCCAGGGAUGGAUCCUGGUCCCUGUGCUGUAUCAGCCAGGAGAGGAGAAGGACAGACCCUGCUGUCACCAAGGUCACCCCAAAUCUCUCCUGAGCCUCGUCCAAAAAGGUUCUGGAAUUUAGAGUUCCUUAUGGCAGGACACUUCUUCUGGUAUUGCCAUGAGCAUUUUAAAAUGUUAUCAGACAAUAAUUGCUAUCACAGCUUUUAAUUCUGUGUUUCUGUUUCAAAUUUUCCUCAGUUCGAUCAGAACCAAAAGUUAAUGCCCAUUGGCUAAUUUCCAGUGCAUGCCUCCACAGAACAACUGCUGCCUUUAACUGGUGGAGAGAUCAAGGCUUGAACUGACAAAAGACAUCUGUAUUUUGGAAAACAAAUUAAUGUUUAUGUUUUAAUUUAUAAGUUCCUGGCUCUUUUAUGGUUCCUGUUUUUCAAGUAAUGUCUCUUUGGAUCCCUAGCUGAUGGAGAGUCAAAAUGGAAAAGGCCCAUGAGAGAAUUAUCACAAUAGAACAUCUGGUCUGCAUUGGAAAAAGCUGAGAAAGAUAUUCAACAUCUCUGAGACUGAGGCAGCCAUGAGGCAGUUUGAAAGUCAGUCCAUGAAAAAUUGUGCAGGUUGUGGCCACCUGGGCCAAUCUAGUGUUGUUUUGGGAAGAGCUACUCUGCUCAUGAGCAUCUGAAUUUUAAUCUCCCUUGAGCAUGGAUAUGUGAGAGCUGGGAGUGGUAUGAAAGGUGUUUGCUUUCCAUAAUGUUAAUCUGAGUCCCAGCAUUGUCCUAAUUAUAUUGUGGGUUUUUGCCAGUCUCCCAGAUUUUUUUUGAGCACGUAGGCUGGAGUCAAAAGGCUUUCCCAGGGCUUUUGGCAUAGCUUUACAGGAAAGUGGAUGGAAAGGACUUUGUAUAUUUUUGCAAGAAUAUUUUGCAUCCUGCUUUAAACUAUUCCAGAAGGUAAAAGGACAUUAGCUAGACUGUGUUGGCUCAUGUACUGCUAUGUCACUAAUGAGAAGGAGUUUUAUUCCUGUUUUCUGCAGUCACAGACUGUAAGAAAUGCAAAGAAAUCAUGGACCAACCAGGGCAGUAAAGGUAUCCCUGGAUUCAGAGGGAACAAACUCCUUCCACCACAUGGAACUUUGGUCCUUUAAGUCAUUAUAGCUCAUGCAGAACAGAAACAAUUUGACAUGUAUAACAAGAAACAUUGCAAAUUGUUUGCCAAACAAAGACUUAUACUACAGAUGGAAGAACUGAUGAAAAUUGUUUAUAGAUGGGGAGCUAAAUGUAGAUUUUUCAAGAACAAGGUUGCUGUCUUCCUUGCCAAGACAAACAAAUCUGAUAGGCCAUCUCAUUGCUUUAGGCUGCCUGAGGACCCACUGGAAGGUCUAUGGACCUUUUUCCACAGAAAAUUUGUGUAUUGUCAAUACAUAAGUGUAUUGUCCACAGUUACACUGUGGCAGCUGCAGAGGAAGUGGAAGGUUCUCAGGAAUACAUUAGGGAGAACUGGAUUUUUGGCUUCUGAAACAGUGUGGAGUGCUUUUGGAAACUGUGGAAGUUUAUAAGCUGGAUGUUACUGCUACAAAAGGUUAUCUUUGAGUAAACUAUAAUACUAAUUAAUCUGCUAUCUUUAAAUCUUAACACUAACAACACAAUGAAAUUGAGAAUUCCUGUCUUCUGGAAUUGCAGUUUCCAAGGUGCCUGUAUUCCUGUGAGCAUACCCUGGUCUGCAUUUAGAGAUUUUCAGUUACCUUUAGAAAUCUGUGCACAGAUGUUUUUGCAAAGCACUGUGUAAUCAUCCCAAACAAUGGUUUUAAUGGGCCAGUUAUUUAGGAAAUCAUGUAAUGAGAACAUAAAUACAAUCCCUGAUACUGACAUAAAACAUGUAUUAGCAAAAUUAUAUAGUUUGUAUUUCCUUGAUAUAGAGCAGACCCUGGAAAUACAUAACUCAUCAUGUCCUUAAAAUUCUGUUAUAUCUGUAAACAUCUAUAUUGGCAGAGAGACCCAGCAGCAUCCUGGGCUGCAUUAGGAAGAGCAGUGCUAGGAAGUCAAAGGAGGUGAUCAUUGCCCUUUGCCCAGCAGUGGUGAGGCUCCAGUGGGAGUGCUGUGCCCAGUUCAGGGCUCCCCACAGCAGGAAGGACGUGGACAUGCUGGAGGAAGGGCAGGAAAGGACCAUGAGGGUGGACAAGAGGAACAUCUGUCCUGUGGCUGCCCAGGGAGGUUUUGAAGUUGACAUCAUUGAAGAAACUCCAAACUCAGCUGAGCAAGGUCCCGAGCACCCUGCCCUGGGUGAUCCAGCUCUGAGCUGGGCUUGGGCUGAGUGAUCUCUGGAGAUGCUUCCAGACUGGGAAUAUUUGAGGCAGUUUGCUUGUGUCUUGUCAGUGUUUUAGCUGCAACUCAACUGUGGAGGAAUCCUGAGGAGAGCAAAGGCUGUGACCCCAGAAAUUCAUCCAGAUGGCUGAGGCCCAGAAAAGGCAUAAUGGGAGCUGCUAAGUACUCUGAAUGUCUCAUCAGAGUGAUAUUUCACUUGAAAAUACAAAAUAGAAAUUACUUGGGUCUUAAUGACACUGAAUACCCAUAAUGUUCUCUCACUUCAGCUGGACUGCAGAUGGUAACCUCUCUCUAUCUGAACAUGUUUAUUUUAGUUUAAUCUUGCUCUGUACAAUCUUAACAUAUAUUUUACUCUAGAAAUUAAUACUUGGUGCUUUACAGUGCAGAAUUUAUUUGCUUGUUUGUUCCACACUUUUUUUCCUUGAUAUUAAAAAAUUACAAUCUACUUUGACAUAUUACUUCAGUAAUAAGCACAUACUAUGUCUCAAGGAGUUGAAAAUAUCUUAAUUUGAUCAAGGUAAAAUCAAAAUACAUCAUUACAUUGCAUAUUCUAUGGCACUUAGUUUGUAGCUGUUCUUACAGUACCUUCAAAAUAAUAAAGAAGAUGAAAUUCAAAAAAGGCUUUCAUAGUUUAAAAAUAUUUAUGUUGAAACAAGAUUUAUGUUGAAAGGCAAAGAUAAUUUUUUUUAAUCAUCUGCAUAGUGGUAGAAAAAUUUACCUGUGGUUUCUCUUUAUGAAAAGGAGCUAACUUGCAGUAUUGAGAAUUCCCAGGUCCUUCUUCUUUUGAAAAGUCUUUGUCUUUUUUGUUGCCUCUUAAGGAAAAAUGAAAGCACACUGAAAAACAAGAAAUUGAGCAACAUUGAACAAGUAAUUAGUAACUGCUGCUGCAAUUUUGUGGAUAAAAACUUCCAUGCAGAUAUAUCCAGAGCCAUUAAUGAGGAUGCACUAUGCAACUAAUUGCAAUGGGGAACAAAAUUACAUUAAUGGUGCCUAAGGAGAAAGAGAAUCUCUGCACUCAGUGUGCAAUGCUGCUGUUUGCAGAGGAAGGACACCAGCUGCAGCAAGAGUAGUGUCUGUUCCAGAGUGAGGGAUGAGCUCCACUGGGCAUGAGUUGGCUUCCCUGGCUGCAGUGCUCAGUAUUUCAUUUUAGCAAGUCUGACAUUGCUCCAAGUCUUCAUCUCCUCCUGCACUUUAUGCUACUGCAAGAGCAGGUUGUAUGCUAUUGAAGAGAGAGAAAUAGAAAGUGCAAUUGAGUGUUUUAUUUCAUGCUCCCCAAGUUUACUCAGACACACCCAGAGAGAAUGUGUGCUGCACUCAACUUGGAGAUCUUGUGUUAGAAAUCCUGGCUCCCCUGUGCUUUCCUGCUUUGCCUGUGGCUGAUAAGAGAGUUCAUAACAGGAACCCCUGUUACCUCAGCUGCAAAAGGUUCUGAGAAUCAAAUGGCCAAGAGAGUGGAAUUUAAAUUUAUUUUUGUUUGUCUUGUGUUUCAGCAAGCAUUUAAAAGAUGCCCCAGUUUAUCUCUGUCAGAGAUUGUUUUCCUUUUGGCUUAGCUUGGACACCAGUCUCACUGUUGAGUUUACAUUUAUGGAGUGGGAC
Messenger RNA from Passer domesticus (house sparrow), 10789 nucleotides. Its product is annotated as basic proline-rich protein-like. The record is from RefSeq and is a predicted model, not a curated record. Bases 1 to 1659 code for a protein of 552 amino acids. Lineage: Eukaryota; Metazoa; Chordata; Aves; Passeriformes; Passeridae. The transcript has 8 exons.